Molecule: messenger RNA, 6828 nt
Organism: Spodoptera frugiperda (fall armyworm)
Lineage: Eukaryota; Metazoa; Arthropoda; Insecta; Lepidoptera; Noctuidae
Exons: 20
Coding region: 1125-3773 (882 amino acids)
Cellular component (GO): plasma membrane
Source: RefSeq, a predicted model, not a curated record
CUCCGCGCCACGACUCUUGUAGCCAUGGUGGUGCUCCACCGCCACCACAACAACAAGUUUGUAGUUCUUGCUGUGCCCGACCACCGCCUCCCAAACCAGUUAAAACCAAGUACAUUAUGCCUUGCUACAGAUAUGAAGACGGAAGAAUUGUGUGUCCUCUACCUUCAUCUGCACUAAAACGGAACGGAAUUCAAGAUCACAAAUACAAUGAAUGCGGCAGUGUUUCAUACAUUCGCAAGUGUUGGCAUAAUGCGAUUUGCAGUGACUACCCUAUCGCCAUUCCUGUUAGACGAGCGAAGAAAUGUGCCGCCGUUAAGUAAUAAAGACUCUUCUCGGGUGAGAAGGCUACCCGUAUCUGCAUUCAAGCGCAAUGGAAUGCAAGACCAAGAGCACUCGAAAAUGCUUGGCACUGCGAAUUUCCUUGUACGGUGUCCCCGGGACGUGUCCGUCGUUUGUGACGUGCGCGUGGACCCCGUCAAAGUGGCCGAUCCCGUCAAAGUACCAACUUGUUCAAAAAGCCCGCUCGGCUGUGUUUACCUGAAGAAGGCUCCUAUAGAAGUUUCUCUUGAAGAUAUAUUAGACGAAUAACAUUAUUUUGCCGCCAUGUUUGAAGCUUAACCGACACUAUAAAAACCAAGGAAUGCAGAACUGAGUUCUAUGACAAAUUGUAGACAUUACAUAAGAACAGAAUAAUAAAUGGCACUAUCUCACGUAAGCGGCUUUCUUCGUAUUCUUGACGAAUCAACCUACGUUGCUGAUGCGACGUGCGUGUGAAGUAGCCUGCGGGGCGCGCCCAAGACGGAAACCGUUUGUGGUUUCUUCCUAUGCAGCGGACCCUUACAACGAAAUACGACGGUUCCAUUCUGAAGAUGAACGGACAACACGUCGGCCACAAUCCGCCUGGCAAUCAAUCGGAAAAGAGAAGAUCCCGGAGAUUUGUAUUGAAACCUGAAUAGAGUAGUGAGAGCAAGAAUUCAGUACAAGUGUGUGAGCAAAAUGCGUAUAGUGUGUUGUGUGGACAGUGCGUUAGUGUUUGUGUGUUGUGCCGGUGUCUGAGGGGGGCCAAUGCGAAGGCGGCGCGGGAAGGGGGCGGGGCGAGGUGUGCGGUGACUGCCCGCUGCACCAUGCGACCGCCGCUGCCGCUGCUGCUGCUCGCCGCGUGCGCCGCUUGCACCGCGCAGAUUGCGUGGACGCCGAUUUUCCUUGACGGUAGCAGCCAAGUGGACUUGUGGACGCAAUCAUCGUCGGGGUGCGCAUGCCCCGGCGGUGAUGGCGACGACUGCGCGUGUUGCGUGCGCGACGGGGCGUGUCCCUGCGGCGAUGUCGCGCCGACGCGUUGUGCGCAGUGCGGGCUGGAACAGUACUGCGCGAACAUGUGUAACAUCACGAUCGACUCACGGGUACUCAAAAGCAAAUCUGGCAAGACAUUUGGCCAGAUCAAGUCACCUUCCAUCGAGGGUCCUGGCGCCUGUUCCUACUUCUUGCAGCCAGACGCUGGUCAAAGAGUCGAAAUACAGUUGUACCGACUCGUCUCCGUCGGAAAAUUUAAUGGCUCUAGUUGCGUUGGCGGCUGGUUGCAGUUGGGCAGCGCAAGCGCAGUGCCAGCGAGUGGCGCGGCGGAGACACGACUGUGUGGUGCCAACGAACGGUACACGCCACCCGUCGUGCUGUUCGCCGACCACGGCGCUUCUACUUUAGAAUUUAGGAUAACAGAAAAGACUGUGAGGUCACAGUUCCUCGCGUUCUUCAGUUUCACAUCGCUAAGUAAUACCCAAGGCGUUGGGUUUCACCCGAGGGGCGGCUCGCGGAUACCCCACACAGAUUGCGACUGGUUAUACCAGGACGUAUCGUGUCGGGGUUCUGGGACCUGUGUCCUGGCCAGUCCAGGGUAUCCAGGCCUCUACCCACCGCACCGAAGAUGUCGCUAUCUCUUCGCCACAAACUCUGUACACACACGCGUCAAGAUCAUUUUCACUUCUAUUUUGCUACCAAGAAAUCACUGCACGACGGAUUAUCUGACUCUGCGGGCGGGUAGCUCGCCCUCUGCUUCCCUCCUUGGCACUCUCUGCGCCGAGCGUACAGCUACACUCGAGCAUCCUGGACCAAAUCUCCUGCUGGAAUUCAAUUCCGGGCCAUUAGUACCGCCGUACGACUACAAUGGAUUUAUAGCCAAGCUGGAGUUUAUAGAGAGGAUCGACAGCAGUGGGGCCCUGCCCACCGUGCUGCCGGCCUCGCCGCCCUUAGCUGCGCUUACUCAUCACAUACAGCACGCGGAUAGAAUACCAGUAGAUAGUAGUGGAAUGACAAAUGAAGUGAGUGGGGGAAGCAACGCGAGGGUGGGAUGCGGCGCCACGAUCCGGGGCUACGGGCCGGGCGGCGCCAGGUCCGGCCACUUCGACUCCCGGGCCGGACCGUGGCGCUCCCAGUGUGUGAUACACUUAGUUGGAGCGCCCACCGACGUCGUCCAAGUAUCACUAUUUAAUUAUAAUUUAAGGUUACAAAGCUGUCGAUCUCAUAUUGAGAUUUUAGAGGGUCUUCACGAAUUUGGUGGAAGAGGGGAAAGAGAUAGAUCCGAGCGUGGGGAUCGAGCUCUUCUCAGGGUAUGUGGACCAGUCGUGAGGGAGGCCAGGGAUCCUGCCGGCCGGUUCCUAAUACGUCAGGCAGUGACGUCUAAAGGUGCUAACUUAACAAUACUGGUGCGGAGAGCGACUUCACAGUCUCAGGAUGAAGAAGAAUUUGUUGAUGGGGCCUUUGCGUUCCAUGAUGAGCAACACGAAGGAACUGCAUCACCAGAUGCGACAUGUGCAGCCACACAUUAUGGGCUCUCGUCACCAGCUCAUGGCGGAGUUUCCGCACCUUCACAUCAUCACAUUUUCUGGAACAUUGAGGAACGACUCCUCUGUACGCAUAGGUUCAUACCAGCUGCCAAUCAGAGCGUUACUAUUGAGAUCCAACGUCUGGAGCGUAUGUGGAGUGCAGAGCCGACGGGCACGGUAGGUGCGGGGGGGUGUCGCACGGCGUGCGGUGACGCGGGCUGCGAGUGUCGCUCCAACACACCGCUCUACUACCACGACCAUGUCGCCCUGGUAGCUGGCGACGGCACACACCUGUCCUGCCUCUGUGGAGACUUUCAGGCGGCGUGGUUGCCGGUCGUGGUGCGGAGUUGGACGAGUGUUCGGUUGGAGUAUUCCGUGGCACAUUACACAUAUGCGAGCCGCGGUUUUGAUUACGCGGCCGCAUAUAGUUUCAACGAUGAUGCCAUGUGCGGUCAACGCACGUACACCACUCACUCCGGUGAAAUAUCGUCCAGGAACGUGUCCGUUACGGGUAGUCUGAACGAGUUUUUCUAUCAACAAUGCACUUGGGUAUUAGACUCCAACGUUGAGCGGCAGUUGUUCAUUGACAUCACGUCUGAGCAGGACAAGUCGUGUGGGUCGUGGAACAUCACGUUGCACGAGUGGUCGGGGCCGGGCGGCGGGACCCAGGACUCGGGGCUGGCCGCUGCCGCUGGGGACCUCUUGUACACGUUCUGUGCCAGGCACAAGAAUCACACGUACACCCUACCCUGGCGGCUCAACACUGUCGUCAUUAGGUUAGUAGCAUUGUCUCGUCAGCAGCCGCUGUACACGAUAAGAUGGCGAUCGCAAGUGGUGCGUGCCAACACGCGCCUGGGGCCGCCCACACCAGCUCCAGCUGCGUCAGCCGCAGCCAACACCCUCAUUAUCACUAGACUCCUUUUAUACCUGCUUUGCUUACCACUACUAAGACUUUGAAACUAUACAGAACUAUGUGGUUCAAUUCAGUAUUAAAAACUUUCAAGUAUUAAAAAUUGUGACUUGAAACCAGUGCUUUAGAAGGUGGAGUGUGUAAAUCAAGCAAGUGAGUACAUAAUGGAUGUUUUUAUACAUACGUGCUGUGCUAGAUCAAAGAUUUUGUGACUAUGUGCGUUAAAUUCCAGUGAUUGAAUACGCUAAUUUUGGACUCGAGACAGCGAAUAAACUGAAUAUCAUCGUUAAAGGUCUUUGUUUUACUGGUGGUUAAAUUGUAGGUGAAAACAAAAUUUAAAUUUUUUUUUAAUUACAGGAGUGUUUUUAAAACAGAGGUCUUUCAUUGUAAUUCUUGUAUGUAUUAACAGUUCUAAGUUUAAUAUUAGACGUAAUUUCGACACAAUUCUAUUGACAUACUAACCAAGAUAUUGUUUUUAUUGUAAGAAAACCCUUUAACAUAGCUGUGGGCCCUGUGCGGAUGGAAGAUUAAAAUCCACGUUUUUGUUUUAUUUAAGUAUUUUUUAACAAUGUAACAUUAAUUUGUAAUUUUAAGUUGUAUUUAAGUUUUUAAUUGUUACUUUUGAACGACUAACUUGAUUUGUAACUCUCUAAUACGUACGAUUAUUACGUCUUGAUUGCCUUCUGAUACUUUUACUAUAAUAGAUCCAUCUUCAAGUAUGUAAUACGAAAAUAUCUGAGGACUGGAAUCUAACUUUGAUUAUACUGACUUAUAGAAGUUUAUUAUCAAAUACCUAAUGUUCAAGAUUGGUAUGUUUUGUAAUCUGGAACGUAAGUAGCCCUGCAUUUGAUUGUAAUAUGUAUUUUGAAUCACUGAAUCGCAGAUCUAAUACAGAAUACAAAAAGUUAUUUGACAUUCUAAAAGAUAGGUUUAUAUAUUUUUUGUAACUACGAUUCGUCUUUUAGCCAAAGGCAGAAUAAUGUUUAUUGUAAAAUAGUUUAUCUAACCUUGGACUAUGAGAUCUAGAAAUACCUAGCUCAAACGAAUUUCAUCAAAUGUCUACAUAGUUGGUAUAUGUAACAAAACUCCACAUUUUAAUAUUUCAAUUUAUAUUUUUUGUAAUACGACAAGACGAUAUAACAAACAAAAUAUUUCAAGGUUAUAAUCUACUUUUGUUUAGAUAUUUUAGGUACCUAAUUUAAAAAGGUCUUAUGUAAUGAAUGAAAGUAUAAAGGAAAUCAGUCAUUAGCAAAUUAAAUUGUUAUAAAUAAGAACAGUAGAGUGAGCAAACGAGUGUGUUUUCAAUUUUGUUGAUUUAUCUUUAGUUAUAAAUCUAGCUGCAGGGAGUAGCGGUCUGGUACAUGAAAACAAGCACAUGAAUCAAACGCUGUGUCGAAAAUAUUCUAACGGUUUAACCAAUCCAGUGUUGGCAAUAGUUGUUUAAUAUUUCACCAUUUUUAGCCACCACUGUCAGUAUAUUUCAAAAAUUGUUAGCUUUUCGAUCUAUAAAUAUUUAUCUUUUUCUAGGAAAUCAACUAUUUUGUUGUUGUUUGAAAAAAUCUUGUUAAAAGAAAAGAAAAUCUUACGAAAUGUAUCUAUAAAAUCUGGGCUGUUUAACGAGCCUAACAUCGAUAAAAUGUUUUUCGAUACCAUCUCGAGUUUUUCAUCGAAAUCUUGAUUCUGGCGAAACAAUAGAAUUGUAACAAAGUCAUGAAUAGCACUCCAAUAUCAUACCAAAGGAUAUUCGUAUCGAUAGCGAAGCUGUAUCGAUAUCGAUAGUCUGCUAGUGAUGUAAACAAUGUGCGAUCAACUAUUAUGUAAAUAUUGAAUGUAUAAGCUUAAACGAAUCCCUUAGAAUAGUAUAAAAAACCUCCGAAGACUUUUUGGAUAAGUAGGAAAAACAAUGUCGCUUCAAUAAAUUGUGCUUUUUUGACGCUGUUCUGUUUUUUGUAAAUUAUAUUUUAUUUUUGUUAUAUAAUAUAGACUUAGUAUGUAUAAAUGGCUGAUUAAAUAAAAUAACUGUCGUACUGUCAAUUAUAAAUUCGUAGAAUAAUAAAUCUGAAAUUGUUUUUUCUGCAUCUCGCUGUUUACUACUUCUCCGCAAAAAAUAUUAUUAGCUUGUAUGAACAAUUGUUAUUGUUUAAGUCUCAACGUAAAUUUAUUCUAUGCGGACACUCAGCCGUAUUCCACAAUUUUAUGUGCAAAUAGAUUUUCACUGAACAAUGAAAUAAAAAUCACCGAGCAAAAUGAAAUAACACUGCAAAGCAAUUGAAUCGAUUGAAAUCAAUUCGAAUAAAAUAAUAAAUGCACGAAAAAAUAUUUUAAUUACUAUCACACGCAAUUCGGAUAACAAAAAUAUAAAUAUUAAUCAUCUACUCCUGGAUUUUUAGCACUUCACGGGAAUUGAAUUUGCAAAAUAUUAUGGUACGUCAAACACAAAUCUCACGGUUGGAAUUGAGAGGUUUGUUGGAAUAGAAACACAAUUGAAACAGAAUAGGAAAUGUUUUUGCACGAUCGCGAUGUGUUAUUUGUUUUAGAUAUCGCGAUAGAUGAGAAAAGUAUUAUUGCGCAGUAGAUAGAACACGGAGAACUAUUUCACUGACUAAUGUUGUAGUCGAACUCGUGUUCAUGUGAAUAUUUACCACGAAUAUCUCAUUUCAUUUCUCUGAUACAUAAAGAUUGGAACGCGUGGAAACGCUAUAAAUGUAACCGUGGUACAGAUAUGUCAUGUCUCACAAUAUUUGUUUCUCUAUUUCUAUUCAUAGAAGUGUAGUUGUUUAAUUUUCAUAUCAAUUGUAGAAACUUCGCAAGCCAUUGUUCGGUAACAGCUUUAUGAAUACGUUUAAAUAAGUUCACGUUGAUCUGUAGCAAAUUUUGUGUAAUAUUAAAAAUUAUCAAUUAUGUAACUAGAUUAUAACAAUAGAUUAGAUGUAAAUAGUUCGGACAAAGUUGGCAUUAUCUCUUCUUCGUAAAACUGGGGAUAACCCAAACUUUGUCCUCUUUAGAUUAAAUAAAAAGCUAACUUUAAUAGGUAGGUAGAUGAUUCUACGUAUAAAAUAAUGAAUAAUGUUUGUUACACUGAAAUAGAUAAAAUGAAAGCAA